AUGGAAAGAGCCAGGCGAAGGGGAGGCGGCGGCGGCCGCGGCCGCGGCGGCAAGAAUGUAGGGGGCUCUGGCCUAAGCAAGAGUAGACUCUAUCCCCAGGCCCAGCACUCCCACUACCCCCCCUACGCGGCUUCAGCCACCCCUAAUCAGGCUGGGGGCGCAGCCGAAAUCCAGGAGCUGGCCUCCAAACGAGUGGACAUCCAGAAAAAGAGGUUUUACCUAGACGUAAAGCAAAGCUCCCGGGGCCGGUUCCUAAAGAUAGCCGAAGUCUGGAUAGGGAGAGGCCGGCAGGACAAUAUCAGAAAGAGUAAACUGACUCUGUCCCUGUCUGUGGCAGCGGAGCUGAAGGACUGUCUAGGGGACUUCAUCGAGCAUUACGCCCACCUGGGCCUGAAAGGCCACAGGCAAGAGCAUGGCCACGGCAAAGAUCAAGCCUCCAGGAGGAGACAGAAGCACUCGGCACCCUCCCCACCUGUCUCUGUAGGGUCUGAAGAGCACCCUCAUAGUGUCCUCAAAACAGACUACAUAGAGAGGGACAAUAGGAAAUAUUAUCUAGACCUAAAGGAAAAUCAACGGGGUCGCUUCCUAAGAAUUAGACAAACCAUGAUGCGAGGGACUGGCAUGAUAGGUUAUUUUGGUCACAGUUUGGGCCAAGAACAGACUAUAGUGCUCCCAGCACAAGGAAUGAUAGAGUUUCGUGAUGCCUUGGUUCAACUCAUUGAAGAUUAUGGCGAAGGGGACAUAGAAGAACGAAGAGGUGGAGAUGAUGACCCACUUGAACUCCCAGAGGGGACUUCUUUCAGAGUGGACAAUAAAAGGUUCUACUUUGAUGUGGGCUCUAAUAAAUAUGGAAUUUUCCUGAAGCUCUCAAAUUUCUCUAAAUCCAGAGAGAAUACCAACCCUUUUCACUGUUGUCAAAUCCAGCAUAAGGAACAGCCCUAUGACACUACAAAAACAGUUGAGGAAUAAGGCAUAAGUGUCUUAUGUUACACUUCAGAAUAAAGGCAUUGUGUGAACGAAAUGAACCGAAGUUCAUCGUGAAUGCAAGGCUUCUGUACUUGACAUUCCUGCACCGAAGGGAAGACAAGUGUCAACACCAUUGGCAUCAUUUUCAUACUGAUCUUAAGUGGAGUAUCUUCCACCACACUGGAGUACUUCUUGACUCUUACCAGGUUUUGGUUUGGGUUUGUUUUGGGUGUAAUUCAUGGAGCCUUUUCCGUUUUCAAAAAAAAAAAAAAAAAAAAAAUUUGUCAGAGCUGAGGUAGAGAGACAGAGAUUUGAAAAUACUUUCUUAAGAGAUCAUGUAACUAUAUAACUCAAUUUCAAAAGAGGAGGAGGGAUAGUCUCAACCCACUGCCUCUCACAAGAAACAUGUUUUUAACUCUGUAACUGUUUUAGUGUUAACAGGGUACAAAGUGUUUUUGUCCUGUGUUGUACUUAAAGGUUCUCAUUGAUUGGUGAUUGUAUUGUACUGUAUGAAAACAAAUCAUAAAUUGCCUUGUAUUGUUUAUAAUAGACCAUACCGCGUACUAGUUCAGUUUUUAUGUUCCAAGUUUUCCAGUGAUGCAUGUUAACAGUUAGGUCCUAAAAUUCUGUGGUGCUAAUUCUUCCAUAUCCAAUGGUGCUUUUGUGGAUGCUAACUGCACACAUGCUGGACAAAGCUUGAAGUUUAAAACUUUCCUCCCUUCCUCUGUUUAUAUAAAGUAAAAUGAAAUAACUUGAAUUUGUCUCAAAGUAUCACUGACAAUCUAAUAAACUGGUUUCUAUGUGUGAUUAGUUUGGAUUCUUAAUUAUUUUUCAGAAAGCAGAUUGGUUCUACUGGGCCCUUCGAUCAACCCAGGGUUGAUUUUACUACGUGUUUAUGUCGUUAUUUCAUUUGUGCCCCCAAAUUUGUGGUGUCUUUGGGAAUUUAAAUCCAGUUGGCCUCACUUCCACAAGCAAGUUUAUGUUGGAUCUACAAAAACUACACCUAUCAGACAUGGAAAUUAGUACAUUGAGAAAACCAAAAAUGUGCCGAUAGAGUGCCUUUGUUUAUUUUAGUGUUUUAUUAAUAAGGUUUUAUUAUCUACUUGAACCAUGAGGUAACAUUUGCAUGGAAACAAAUAUGCCUCAGAACCUUUAUUAUUGCUCAAAUGACAUUGAAAAGGUCAUUCGUGUAUACUGAUAUUUAAGUAAAGUUUCCACUUCACAUGUAUGAAAACAUGGACAAAAAUAAAAUUGGAACUUUCCAGGACAAACUGAUACCAAAUGCCAGAAUGGCAUGGUCUUAUUGGAUUUUUAAUUUCAGCAACACUAAGAAUCACAGCAUUUGGACAAGUGAAGCAGCUAUCCUCAUGAGGGCAGAGGUCUGUUUCUCCCAAGCCAGAGAUAAAGUCAAUAUUAAGGCAGUGUGCAAAUCUGCAUUCUAAUCUUGGUAUUUUGCCUAACCUAUGGGUAACCUUAAAUCUAAAAAGAAAAGAUCAAAAUAAAUCUAUUAAAGCUUCUCAAGCAACAAUCAUUGAUCUCAAACAGAGGAUGAGCAAACCUGUCCCUCUAAUCUAGUGGGCCCCAUGACUGAAAUGACAUUCCCAUGCUGCUGUGGUUCUUUAUUUUAUAAAGAGUGUAGGUGUAGUAAUUUAGCCUCAAAUAGUUAUUGAAUCAUGUCAAACUCCUAAUAUCAGAAAAUAAAGUUUACAGAACAGAGCCAAUAUGAGCACUGGGCUUGCAGCUCCAUGACUGUCUUGAACAAAUGCAGUAUUUACUAAAUCACAACCUUUCUAAAGAUAUUUCUACUGUAUAUUUUUGUAACUACCUUUACAGCAUUCCAUUUUAUGAAAACUGGCAAAUAGUAAAUGUGCUACAAAAUAAUUUCAGGUCUUCUUUCAUCAAAAAGAGAGAGAGAGAGAGUAGGUAGGUCUAUGAAUGUCUUAGCAUAUCUUC
Molecule: messenger RNA, 2919 nt
Organism: Ailuropoda melanoleuca (giant panda)
Lineage: Eukaryota; Metazoa; Chordata; Mammalia; Carnivora; Ursidae
Gene: PURG
Product: purine rich element binding protein G
Exons: 3
Coding region: 1-969 (322 amino acids)
Biological process (GO): regulation of transcription by RNA polymerase II
Cellular component (GO): nucleus
Molecular function (GO): RNA polymerase II transcription regulatory region sequence-specific DNA binding; DNA-binding transcription factor activity, RNA polymerase II-specific; purine-rich negative regulatory element binding
Source: RefSeq, a predicted model, not a curated record